UAAAUCCGCUGAAGAGUCAUUUAGAGAGGGCAGUUUGUGGUGUUUGCAUCGUUUGCAUGUAAUGCCCCUCGCUGUCCGCAGAUAAACAAUUAUCAGCAUCCGUAAACAUCGACGCUUUCAAGGGCAGCCAACACAGCUAUUCAGGAUUCUUGGGCUGUAGCAUCGAAGAAAAUACGGUCGCUACAUCAUGGCCUACAAUCGCAUGAGCCAGCAAUUUCAUGGCUCACAGCAUAAUCGAAAUCGCAAGAAAGAGGAUGUAAACGAUGCGUUGAUGCGCCUACCCGAUAAAGAAAUCGCAGGCUGUAUAAAUGAUAUCGGCAUACCUUUUACUGCGGCCGACUUGGUCAAACCUAAUGCACAGCAAAUUCAGAUGGUGUUCGAAUGGUUCGCAGAGCUUCUCAUGAAUACAACUCGCGAGACGGUCGAACCUGCAAUGCGCGCCGCAACGGAGUAUAUAUGUGGCGAUUAUCCGGAUAUUAUAUCUGCUGAUACCCGCAAUUUGAUGGGCUUUUUUAUCAGCCUGAGGAGAUUAAUGAUGGAGUGCGGAGUAAACGACUUUACAUUUACGGAUUUGACAAGACCUACGCAUGACAGGCUCGUGAAGAUAUUCUCGUACCUGAUUAAUUUUGUUAGAUUCCGCGAGUCCCAGACCGCAGUUAUUGACGAGCACUUCAACAAAUCGGAAAAGACAAAAACGCGUAUCGAGGCUCUUAUUGUCGAGAACCAGGAGAUGGAACAGCACAUUGAGGAGAUUAAGCGAAGUCAAAAGGCCGUAGAAGGUCAGGUGAAGGAGAAAGUCAGGCGGAACGAUGAAUUGAAAGCGAGGCUGCUUGAGUUGAGGAGGAACCAGGAACGAAUAGCCGAAGCACUUGAGCGAGCCAAGGCUGAUAAAGCAAGGCGGCAGGCCCUAUUUGAAGAAAAGAUGGAAAGGCUUGUGCGCAGUCGACAGGAAACGGAGAAGCUGAGACCGUACGUGCUGGAGAGCCCAGCUAGUCUCCAGUCAACCCUGACGGAGCUAUCCGAGAAUUUGCUCCGCGAAAAGGCCCAGAUUGAUGCCAUGGAAAAAAGGGCGAGAGCCCUCCAAACUUCGUCAGAUACGUUCACAGUCGUCAGCAAUGAUAUACAGGCCUGUAUCAAGCUCCUGGAUGACAUAUCCGUUGAAUUGCAGAAGGAGGAAGAGGAGGAAUCUCGGGCUUCCAGAAACAAGGAGGCAAUUUCUGAGAGGGGAAACAACGUUAGGGAGGUAGAGCAAACCGAGCAACUGCUACAGCGUCAGCUAGCAAAGUGGAACGAACGGAUUGAGGCAUUGCGGAAAAAUGCUCAGGAGAAGGCAGAGGCAGUACAGGCUCGGAUGGAAGAGCUCCGGAACGUCCAGAAGCAGCUUCGCGAAGAACGCGCCGAAAAACAGCGUGAUAUGGAAAGGAGGAGAAUUAGGAUCGAGCAGACCGAGAAAAAGAUGGCCGAUCUAAAGGAAAACAUUGAAAAUGAAGUGCAUAGCGCUCAUGACCAGUAUCUGAAACUAGAGUCACACAUCAAACUGUACAUCACAGAGAUGGAGAAAUGUCUUUGAGCAAGUCUUUGUGUGUUUAAUGGUUUUAUGGUCCAGGAGUUUGAGGUCGGCUCUAGGAUACCCGGAUUUCUUCGUUUGCUUGUGGAAAUUGAUAGUAUAUGCAUGCAUGUCUGAAUAAACUUCUCUUGCAAUUCCAUGUUUCUAGACGUCUGUAGAUAUCGUCUUAAUCCGGCUGUUCUCAUCGAAAUCAAACCACCUCCGCACAACCCGUCUCACAGGCACACCUGGCCCCAUGCACGUGUUGUCAUCUCCUUCCCCAGUUUGGACGAGGCCUCGCAGCAACGGUACAUCCGCGUGCCAUAGUGCCUGGCCAGUUUCCCCGUCCGCGUGAUAUGUGACAUCUGCGCAUUCACUAAGCACAAGGUCCGCAGUCUCCCGAGCGGCAGCCUCAACCAGACUGGCAAGUGUUCUCGAUAAUCCCUGGGCAGAGAAUUCCGGGGUCUUAUGAUGAAGAGCGAGCAGGUCCAGAAUUGCAAGAACCGGCCGGCUGUCGCGCUGUACUAUUGAAGUCGUCAUUUCACUGGGAAAGGUCAUAUGGGAGCCCGAGAUAUAAGCACGGAGACUCUCCACAGUCGGGCAGAAUACUAAUUUGAUCCUGCUGGAUUUAGCAAGCGAACCAAUGGUAUUCGUGAGCAGCCUGUGGUUGCCAUGCUCGUGUUCCUUGCAUGAGUCGUCCGUUCGGGUAGGAGUCUGUACGGCCACAAAUAGUUUCUCGAGGAAGUGAUGUCUGGUCGAACAGACAACUAGAAAUAUAGCACACGCAUCAUUGUGGAAUAUGUAUUCCUCCAAGAAUUCUGCCACGGAAGCGUAGAAACGCACUUUUCGGGUUGCCAUGUCUGCUCACAGAAAGUUGAUGGAAGAAGAGGAGCCUCACACAAGGGAUUUUGUUGGAGAUGCCAGAGAUUUUUUUGGUAAUUCCAUUUCCGCCUCCGUCAUUGAAGCAGCAGCCUCAUUAGAAGUGCAUGGCCAUAAAGUUGAUGAUGGUAGUAGGUCGUGCUG
This is a messenger RNA of Monascus purpureus, 2569 nucleotides long. The record is from the annotation of a GenBank genome assembly. Lineage: Eukaryota; Fungi; Ascomycota; Eurotiomycetes; Eurotiales; Aspergillaceae.